Temnothorax curvispinosus is the source of this 593-nucleotide messenger RNA. Its product is annotated as cell wall integrity and stress response component 3-like. The coding region runs from base 27 to 593 and encodes 188 amino acids. Lineage: Eukaryota; Metazoa; Arthropoda; Insecta; Hymenoptera; Formicidae. The record is from RefSeq and is a predicted model, not a curated record. The transcript has 3 exons.
CCAGCCUGGGCGAUCUGGCUACCAAGAUGAAUAAGACUACCGUCGUUGGAGGGACAGAACCAAUGGAAAUAACAAUGGAGCCUAUGACCGCCGAGCAGUUUCUGCAGGAGGCGAAUGAACAAUUACAAGAUUUGGAACUGCAGCAAUUUACGAAAUUACCACCACCACCACCACCACAAUCAACACUACCACAACCACCACUACCACAAUCAUCAUUAUUAUCGGCGACGACUUCGGCGACGACUUCAACGACGACUUCGACGACGACUUCGGCGACGAUUUCGGCGACGACUUCAACAACGACUUCGGCGGGUAUGGUUGCGGACAGAAAGGCUGUGGCUGCAGCAAUUCCAACGAUUGUGGCUGUGGCUACAGCAACACCGGCGGCUUCGUCCAUUUCAAAUUUGCCCCAAUCCGAAAGACCAAGGAGAUGGGAAAAAAGCAAAAGAGCUCGCGGCCACCGCGGUGGCCGCGGCCGCGGAUCAUACAAUUCAUACAAACGUGGCAGCAACGCGAAUCGCGGUGGACGUGGUGGACGUGGUGGACGUGGUAGUAGCGGUAGUAGCACAAUCAUUCAAAAAUUUUACAUGUAA